CACUGUUUAGGCUCUGAACAAGAAGGAACACAGAGGCUGCGACAGCCCGGACCCCGACAGCUCGUACGUCCUCACCCCCCACACCGAGGAAAAGUACAAAAAAAUUAACGAGGAAUUUGAUAAUAUGAUGCGCAAUCAUAAAAUUUCUCCUGGACUACCGCAGCAGAACUUCUCAAUGUCUGUGACUGUCCCAGUGUCCAACCCUUUGCCAUACAGUUCACCAGGGAACACCCUUGUCACCCCUUCACUGGCUGCCAGCACCUCAUUAACAGACACAGGGAUGCUUUCCCCUCCGCAGACAUCGCUACACCGAAAUGUGGUGUCUCCUGGGUUGUCACAGAGACCCUCAAGCACUGGAAAUGCAGGUGUAAUGUUAUGUGCAUCAGACAUCUCUGUGCCAAAUGGAGCUGGUGCCAGUCCAGUAGGUAAUGGGUUUGUUAACCCGAGGGCUUCUCCCAGCCUGCUUGGCCCAGCAGGUGGAAAUGCCUGGGAAAAGUGAUGCCCACCAAAUCCCCUCCCCCUCCGGGGGGCAACCUUGGCAUGAACAGCCGAAAGCCCGACUUGCGUGUAGUCAUACCUCCCUCCAGUAAAGGAAUGAUGCCUCCUUUGACAGAGGAAGAUGAAUUAGACUUGAAUACACAGAGGAUAAGCAGCUCCCAGUCUACACAGCCUCUUGCAACUCCAGUUGUCUCUGUAACGACACCUAGUCUGGCCACACAGGGUCUGGUCUACUCCGCCAUGCCUACUGCCUACAAUACUGAUUAUCCUCUUACCAGUGCGGACCUUUCUGUUCUACAAGGGUUUAACUCGCCAGGAAUGCUGCCCAUUGGACAGGUGUCUGCCUGGCAGCAGCAUCACUUAGGACAAGCAGCCCUCAGCUCCCUUGUAGCUGGCGGGCAGCUAUCUCAGGGUUCAAACUUAUCCAUCAAUACCAACCAAAACAUACACAUCAAGUCGGAGCCGAUCUCUCCUCCACGCGACAGGGUGACCUCCACCGGCUUUCCUCCGCAACAGCACCAUCAACCCCAGGCUUGUCCAGAAAUGGGGAGAUCGCCCGUGGACAGCCUCAGUAGCUCCAGCAGCUCCUAUGACGGGAGCGAUCGAGAGGAUGUUCGCAACGAUUUCCAUUUCUCCCGUCAGCAUGGGAAGGAAUCCCAACACGGAAGACAGGGACAGCCCCUCCAUGAAACGAAUGAGGAUGGAUGCCUGGGUGACAUA
Molecule: messenger RNA, 1218 nt
Organism: Staurois parvus
Lineage: Eukaryota; Metazoa; Chordata; Amphibia; Anura; Ranidae
Source: the annotation of a GenBank genome assembly